UCCCGAUCAACAAAGUUAUACUCUUCUCAUCACCGUAGAACUCUUGGGAAAUAGUGCACAAGAUUCCCCGCAACAAACAGAACAAACACGGCCGACCUCGGCUCUAAUGGCUGACAUAAUUACCGCUUUCCUGCCCGGAAACAAACACAACAAUGACAUCACCGAUUGCAGCCCGACCGACUAUCUACACAGUAGUGUCGUCUAUACCUCCAUAGCUACGCCAUAGCGUCGAAAUCCCCUUCCCAGCACACAAUCAUCCCUAGCUACUAUCACUCAAACGACCACCCAAAGCCGAUCGCCCUUAAACCUUUUCAGCAGCUGUGGAGAUCAUGGCGUUUGCGCGCAGACUCGCUAUUCUCCCAGGAGGCCUAGGAGGACUCGGAACCAGCAUAGGCAAGAAACUGCGCGAGCAAGGCGCCCGAAUCGCCAUCCUCUACGCACCCUUCGAGACAGCCCGGCGCGACGAGCUGCUACAAGCCGGCUACGCAGGCGUCUCCGCCCCCGAACGGGGCGAUAUUCGCGCCUAUGAAUGCGACAUCACCUCGCCGGAGUCGGUUGAGUCUGCGUUUGACGCCUUGUACCGGGACGCGGUGGCGCCUUCCUCGUCGUCGACGGGGGAGUGCGCCUUCCCCAGCAUCCUGAUCAACACGGCCGGCUAUGUAUCGCUGAGCGAUAUGGAGGCUACGCCGCCUGAGGAGACGCUCAAGCACCUGACGACGAAUAUUAUGGGUCCGAUGCUGUGCUCGCAGGCGUUCGCGAGGAUGUACUUCGCAGCGUCGCAGGCGGCUGCUGAGUCGUCGGCGCCGAGUCCCCCGCCUCCUGGACGCAUCGUGAGUAUCUCAUCGCAGGCGGCGCAUGCGGCGCUGCAUCGGCAUGGUGCGUACUGUGCGUCUAAGGCGGGGUUGCUGGGGUUGACGCGCAGUAUGGCGUCUGAGUGGGGUGGGCGCGGUAUCACGGCCAAUACGGUGUCGCCCACUGUGGCGUGGACGGAUCUCGGGAAGAAGGCUUGGGGAGAGGAGACCGUUCGAGAGGCCUUUUUGAAGACUAUACCGACUGGGAAGUUUGCUCUGCCGGAGGAGGUCGCUGAUGCGGUCAGCUUUCUUUGCCAGGACUCUAGCGGUAUGAUCAAUGGUGCGGAUAUUAGGGUUGAUGGUGGAUUUACUAUUAGAUAGUGUGGUAUAGACAUUGUGUAGAUACUGUGCCACUGUUUAGGGUGGCGUGAGCAUUUGGUUCUGGUCAUUCCUUGGAACAUACUUAGCUCGUUGGAUGGGAGGUUCUAGUAUACUUAUCCUACACAUUUAGCCCUCGCAACGCGCCAA
This is a messenger RNA of Aspergillus campestris IBT 28561, 1319 nucleotides long. RefSeq names its product putative short-chain dehydrogenase/reductase. Gene Ontology annotation, molecular function: oxidoreductase activity, acting on the CH-OH group of donors, NAD or NADP as acceptor. The transcript is spliced from 3 exons. Lineage: Eukaryota; Fungi; Ascomycota; Eurotiomycetes; Eurotiales; Aspergillaceae. The coding region runs from base 330 to 1172 and encodes 280 amino acids. The record is from RefSeq and is a predicted model, not a curated record.